Messenger RNA from Aspergillus pseudonomiae, 786 nucleotides. RefSeq lists its product as uncharacterized. NCBI's taxonomy places the organism in Eukaryota, Fungi, Ascomycota, Eurotiomycetes, Eurotiales, Aspergillaceae. The transcript has a single exon. The coding region runs from base 1 to 786 and encodes 261 amino acids. The record is from RefSeq and is a predicted model, not a curated record.
AUGGCCCUCUCCAUUGGAAAUGCACAGCUUCUCCAGGCAGAAAUCGAUGAAACUGAUCUUAGUUUCUUCCGACUUUCAGUCCAUGGAAGUAUUAAAUAUCUUACCAUUGAGGGGAACAUUUUCUCAACCGCUGAUAUGGCUUUCGGCCCAUCUCUAAGAUCUCUACUGCCAGAGUUUCCACCUGGAGACUGGAAUGAUGGGCUGAUUGCCAAAGACAAGAGCACCGGGAAGCCAUAUUUUGCACGCGCUGUCCGGAACAUAUUUCCGGGUGUCAAAAACCAAUGGCAUGAGUACUCGGUCGACUAUUCAGAUAUUAAAGUGGGAAAGAGGCUUCGGACUGGCAUCUACGAGGCUCGAUGUCCGGGACUUGACACCGUUGUCGUCGUCAAAUUUGCUCGCUUCCACUGGGAGAUUCGAUACAUGGAAAGCGAGACAACAGCAUACGAGUGGAUAAAGGGCCACAACAUUGGCCCACGAUUUUUGGGUCACCUGGUCGAAGAUGGUCGCGUAAUCGGGUUCUUGAUGGAACGAAUUUUCAAUGCUCGACAUGCAGUGUUAGAUGAUCUCGAGGCUUGCUGGGAUACGUUGUCGCGGUUGCAUGCUCUGGGGAUCCGCCAUGGUGACACGAAUCGAUUUAAUUUCUUGAUGACCGACUCGAGGGCUAUUUUGAUCGACUACGAUACUGCUCAAAAGUGUGACGAUCACGACGCGCUUUGCGAGGAGCUUGACGGUCUUGCUGAAUCGCUAGCAAGUACAUCCCAUCGAGGCGGAGGGGGUUUACUCUGA